Vigna umbellata (rice bean) is the source of this 1680-nucleotide messenger RNA. The record is from RefSeq and is a predicted model, not a curated record. Lineage: Eukaryota; Viridiplantae; Streptophyta; Magnoliopsida; Fabales; Fabaceae.
AUUAGCGAUCAUUAUUUACCUUUGGGUCCUAAGCUAAGAUACUUAGAAAUAUCUAUCUCUAGGAGAGUGUCUCUAACAUCCAACACUUUUAUUACAUACUUUCACUUUUUCAGUUCAGUCGCUGGAGUUCUCUCCUUGCGCCGCCGCAGCAAUGUCCUCCACCACCGCAUCCGGCGACGGCACUCCAUCCCUCCACUUCGAUACGCCGACGCUGGACCGGGAGUUAGCGGCGCUUCUCCACUCCAUUUCCGAGCACGGCGGGUACGCGUACGUGAGCAUGGCAGCGCUGGCGGCCGGGGGCGACAUUCGCGCGGCGGAGGCGGCGUGUGAGAUGGCGUGGGAGCAGCUGCACUCUGGGCCUUGGCACUCGGUGCUGCCGGUGUGGCGCGACGCGUACUCCAUGGCUUGCCUCCACGUGGCUCGACACCACUAUGGCAACGGGGAGUUCAGGGAGGCGCUUAGGGUUUUAGAUUUGGGAAUCAUCAUGGGAGGGACGCUCCUUCGCAAGGAUUUGGACUCCGCCGUCGCGAAAGUGUCGGAACAAGCUCGAAGGACCGUUAGGGUUUCUGAACUGGGAGACUCGGGACACCGGUUCGUCGAUCGGGACUUUAAUAUGGCAGAGGUGCUCCAACUUUUACCAAUUAAGUCUCUUUCUUCUACGCUUGUGGUCAAGAAAUCAGCGCUGUCGUUGGAUAAAUUCCUAAAGGAUCAUUACCUGUCUCGCUCUCCGGUUAUUAUCAGAGAUUGUAUGGCUCACUGGCCAGCCAGCGCGAAAUGGAAUGAUGAAGAUUACUUGUUGAGAGUUGCCGGUGACCGCACAGUUCCGGUUGAGAUUUUUUUGUCAUGGCAAGGCUGUUGGAAGUUGUUUAGCAGUAUACAUGAAAUUCCUUCAAACACACACAAGGUUGGAAAAAACUAUUUAUGUGCUGAAUGGAAGCAAGAGCUGAUUACUUUUUCAGAAUUUAUUCAGCGGAUAAAGUCUGGUGCCUGUUCUCUUGGUGGUCCUACUUAUCUUGCUCAGCAUCCAUUAUUUGAUCAGAUAAAUGAGCUGCGGAAAGAUAUUUUUAUUCCUGACUAUUGUUUUGCUGGUGGAGGGGAGCUACGAUCUCUCAAUGCUUGGUUUGGUCCAGCAGGAACAGUGACACCAUUACACCAUGAUCCGCAUCAUAACAUACUAGCUCAGGUUGUUGGAAAAAAAUACAUUAGGCUUUACUCGUCAUCUUUGUCUGAGGAACUUUCCCCCCACUCUGGUACCAUGCUCAGCAAUUCCAGCCAGGUUGAUUUAGAUGACGUAGAUGAAAGGAAGUUUCCCAAGGUGCAAGAGUUGGAAUUUGUAGACUGUAUUUUGGAGGAAGGCGAAAUGUUAUAUAUCCCGCCAAAAUGGUGGCACUAUGUGAGGUCUUUGACUACAAGUUUUUCAGUUAGCUUUUGGUGGAGUGAGGGUGACAAUUCGGAUGCAUCCUAAUCCUAUGCCAUCAUUUUCGUCUCUACUUUUCAUUCUUUCUUAAUUGAGAACUCAGCGUGUUCUAAGUAAUGUUCCUAAUAUCUAUGUGGCAACUCGUUUUACCAGUGAUAGUAUAAUUCUCGUGCAUAAACAUCCUUUUUGGCACUGUUUCUCGUGACGGACACACGUCCUUUAAUUACUCAUCACAAUAAAGCUUUGUGAAUUUGAUUAUGAAA